CGGGCAGAGGAGCACUCAGUCGCUGUGUUAGCCAUACACUCCCUCACCUAUACACACAUACACACACCACAUAACACACACCCAACACACACCCACACAAACAAACACACUCUUCCCUAUACACGCCUUCACUUCACCUUCCUGCAACCGGUUCACCCCCUCUUCAUUGCGCACAUCCUCCCCGGUAUACAGUCUGACCGGAGGAUGAGUUACCCGGUGGACGCGGUAGGGAGUCCCUUCAGGAGAAUGAUGGAUACUAGGACGACCGGCUACGGCUACAGCCGCUCCAGUGGUGGUGGUGGUGGCACCCCAUCCAGCGGCUUUCGCUCCCAAUCCUGGUCCAGAGCAAGCCCCGGAUCCAACACCAUGACCUCCUCCUCCUACAAGAGGAGCGUGAACAUGCCGGUGUCCAGAGCCUACAGCUCCGCAGACAGCGUUGAUUAUAACAGUCAGACCACCUCUGGCAUGCUGAUGAACGGAGACUACAAGCGCUCGAACGAGAAGGAGCAGCUGCAGGGUCUCAACGACCGCUUCGUGGUUUACAUCGACAAGGUGCACUACCUGGAGACGCAGAACAAGCAGAUCGAGGACGAGAUCCAGGCGCUGCGGCAGAAGCAGGUGUCUCGCUCCCAGCUGGGCGACCUCUACGACCAGGAGCUGCAAGAGCUGCGAUCCAUGCUGGAGCAGAUCCACCACGACAAGACGCAGAUCCAGCUGGACACCGAUCACGUCGACGAGGACAUCCAGAGGCUCAGAGAUCGCUUCGAUGAAGAAGCGCGCAUCCGAGAGGAGACCGAAGCGAUCAUCCGCGUCUUGAAGAAAGACACGAGCGACUCCGAGUUGGCGAAGUCCGAGCUGGAUAAGAAAGUUCAAUCGCUGCAGGACGAGAUCGCGUUCAUCCGCAACAACCACGAGGAGGAGGUGAGCGAGCUCAUCGCGCAGAUCCAGCAGGAAUCGCAGGUGACCGUGGAGAGGAGAGACCUGCAGAAGACGGACAUCACCGGGGCGCUGCGGGAGAUCCGCUGCGAGCUGGAGGGCCACUCCAACCAGAACCUGCAGCAGGUGGAGAACUGGUUCAUGUGCCGCUUCUCCAAGCUCACCGAGGCCGCGGAGCAGAACAAGGACGCGAUCAAGUCCGCCCGAGAUGAGAUCUCAGACUACCGGCGCCAGCUGCAGUCCAAGACGGUGGAGCUGGAGUCCAUCCGCGGGACGAGAGACUCGCUGGAGAGACAGCUGAACGACAUCGAGGACAGACACAACAGCGAUCUGUCCAGCCUGCAGGAGACGAUUCACCAGCUGGAUAAUGAGCUCAAGAGCACCAAAUGGGAGAUGGCUCGUCACCUGCGCGAGUACCAGGACCUGCUCAAUGUCAAGAUGGCCUUGGAUAUCGAGAUUGCUGCAUACAGGAAACUCCUAGAGGGCGAGGAGACCCACUUCAGCACCUAUCCUUAUCGCCAGGCGGUCACCCCCACCAAAAUCUCAAAGUCUAAAUCAGACACUCCCAAGCUCAAGGUGCACCACAAGUUCGUGGAAGAGAUCAUUGAGGAGACGAGGAUGGAGGACGAAGAAAAGUCUGACAUCGACGAGGACCUGGCGGAGAUAGCGCAAGAGCUGUCCGCCACGCUCGCGAGCGGAGCAGAUGAGGGAGAGGAAGAGGAGGGAGAGGGAGAGGGAGAGGGAGAGGAAGCAGAAGGUGAGGGGGAAGAGGGAGAGGGCGGCGAGGAGGAGGAAGUUGUAGCCGCCACUGAGGCCAAAGUCAGCGCCAGUGCGCCCGCUAAGGAGGAAGAAGAGGAGGACGAGGAUGGAAAAGGUGGCGAUGAGGAAGAAGAGGGGGAGGGAGAAGGCGGUGAAGAAGGAGAAAAGGAAGAAGAGGGCGAAGGCGAGGGAGGGGAUGAGGGAGAAAAGGGUGAUGAUGCAGAGGGAGGCGAUGAAGGAGAGGAGGGAGGAGAGGGAGAAGAGGAAGUUGAGGAGACGGUGUUGUGCUCCAAAGCUCCCGAGUCUAAAGCCUCUCCUGACAAAGAGAAGGCCGGAGACAAAGAGGGCAGCGGAGGAGAAGAGGAAGCUGCCGCCGAAGAGGAGGGCGGCGAUCAGGACGAAGAUGCCGGCAGCGACAAAGCAUCCAAAAGUGGAGAAGAGAAAGAGGAGAAAGAGGAUGCGGAUAAAGGCAUAAAGGAAGAUAGCGAAAAAGACGAGAAGAAGGUGAAAGACGAGAAGGCGGACGACAAAUCGGAAGAAGUCGUAGCCAAGACGGAAGCUCCGAAAACAGAAGCUGCAAAGCCGGAGGCCAAGAAGGAAGAGGCUGCCAAACCCGAGGCAUCAAAACCUGAUUCUCCAAAGUCUGAAUCCCCAAAGGUUGGAUCCCCCAAGUCUGAAUCCCCAAAGCUUGGAUCCCCCAAGUCUGAAUCCCCAAAGGUUGGAUCCCCCAAGUCUGAAUCCCCAAAGCUUGGAUCCCCCAAGUCUGAAUCCCCAAAGGUUGGAUCCCCCAAGUCUGAAUCACCUAAACCUGGAUCCCCCAAGUCUGAAUCACCUAAAGCUGGAUCCCCCAAGUCUGAAUCACCUAAAGCUGGAUCCCCCAAGUCUGAAUCACCUAAACCUGGAUCCCCCAAGUCUGAAUCACCUAGACCCGAGAUUCCUAAAUCCUUAUCCCCCAAGCCUGUAUCUCCAAAGUCUGUAUCCCCAAAACCCAGCUCCCCAAAAGCCGAGUCCCCCAAGUCAGAAUCCCCAAAGAAAGACAUCGCCAAGCCUGAGGUCCCUAAAGCUGCUGAGGAGAAAUCAGAGAAAAAGAGCGACUCGACAGAUGACAAGAACGCAGACAAGAAGGAUGUUGCCAUGAAUGGCGAUGUAGACAAGAGCAGCCCAGAAGAGAAAGAGAAGAAGGACGAGGGGAAAGAGGAUGAUGACGUGCUCGCCAACGGCGUGGACGAGAGCCCCGUGAAGGAAGACGGCAGCCAGAAGGUGGUGAUCACCAAAACCGUGGAGACGAUCACCACCGGAGAGGACGGAUCCAAGCACGUCACCAAGUCCGUCACCGUGACCGAGACGGUGAAGGACGAGGUGGAAGAGGUGGUUCAGGAGAAGCUGGUCACCAGCAAGAAGACGGAGAAGCACUCCACCCAGUCCAUCAAGCAGGUGACAGAGGCCGAAUAAAGCAGACGCCAGGCGGCGGUCCAGAGGAGAGGACGCGGAGAUAAGCAAUCAACCCAGAACUAACAUAACAAAGAAAAUCAUACAGCUAGAGCGAUGUAAUAAAGAUAACCACUCUCAAACAUACAAAACAAAAAUCAUAGAGAGAAGCCAAAACUUAAAAAUGCUACAAAUUUCAAAAAUGCAUGUUGAGUGAUAGCUUUAAAACGGGGCUUUGCUGCAGAUGCGGUCAGGAGCGAGCGACUGAGACAUUUUAAUCCUCUUUUUCUUUCUUUCUGCAGUUCACGGGAGGGAGGGAGGGGGGGGGGGGUCUCUGCAUGCUAGCUCAGGAGAGGGGAGGACUUUCCUCUCAUCUGUAUGUAUGGUAGAAAUACACUGUAAAAAGAGUAAAUAUGUAAAAGGAAUAUAUGUAAAGCGGGUGGGAGAGUGAGAGAAAUAUUAUUGAAUUUGAGAGGUUUUUUGAGUAUAAGCAAAAUGGGGGGCGGGUGGUGCUGGUUGUGGUCCUCUACACACUCAGUCCUCCACUGAAGAUGCCUUAUUUGACAUGUUAAGAUACCAACUGAGCCAAAAAGGCAGCAAAUACAACGACGUACAGAGAAGAAAGACACGGGCAGCACUAUGAUAAACACAUGACCAUAUACAUCCAGUAACUGAAGCAGUUAAAGCUUAACGAAACCUGAAGAAACUCUUAGCCUUAAACAUGCUUUUUAUCAGUGUCUGUUAUGUUUACUGAGUGCAACUGAAAAAAACAAAUAACUGUAAAUGCGCAGAUAUCAUGCAUUCUUGUAUGCAUAUAGGAUGGACUUGAAUUUAAAUACAGAAUUAAAUGAGGUGCUACUGUUUGCAAUCCCAUGACUUUACUCAUCAUGAUCGAUUUCCCAGCAGCAUUUGCUCAAUAAAUGUCAUAAUGAAGUAAAAAAACAA
Molecule: messenger RNA, 4068 nt
Organism: Sebastes umbrosus (honeycomb rockfish)
Lineage: Eukaryota; Metazoa; Chordata; Actinopteri; Perciformes; Sebastidae
Gene: nefma
Product: neurofilament, medium polypeptide a
Exons: 3
Coding region: 205-3147 (980 amino acids)
Biological process (GO): neurofilament bundle assembly
Cellular component (GO): cytoplasm; axon; postsynaptic intermediate filament cytoskeleton
Molecular function (GO): structural constituent of cytoskeleton
Source: RefSeq, a predicted model, not a curated record